Molecule: messenger RNA, 372 nt
Organism: Macrosiphum euphorbiae (potato aphid)
Lineage: Eukaryota; Metazoa; Arthropoda; Insecta; Hemiptera; Aphididae
Source: the annotation of a GenBank genome assembly
AUGUCAAAUAACCGAAUACCUUAUGUUCAAAACCUAGUUGUCCUUCAGAACAAGGCUAAAGCUGCUAUGGCAGGAAGAUGGGAUCCCAAUGCUAAGAACACUGCAAAGAAAUAUAAUUCCAUUGAUGACGUUGAAUCAUUUUUUAAGAAAAAUUCUAUAACACGUAUUAAGGCUGUUGUUGAAUCUGUUAUUGACAGAACCACAAUGAAGCGGUUGUUGUUGUAUGAAAGAAACAUGAUCCUUUUUUACCUUUCCCUAAUCCGGUGUCCACCAGAAGAUUCAGAUUUGGGAGAUGAAGCAAAGUUCUUUGUUGAAGUUCGUUUACUGCAAAAGGACGUUGAGGUUACUUUGGAAGGAGUAUUAGGAAAAUAG